CUCCAUUUCGCAAUGCCGCGUGGCCUUCCAUGGCUAGCUGGCGCAUCAAAACCAGCUAAAGAGGGCAGUGAAAAUGCGAUACCUAAGAAGCGGGGACGCCGAGCCAUAUCAGAUCAAAAGGCUAUCUUGGAUACUGAGAUAAUCCGAACAGCGAAGAUUGCGAGGAGGACAAUAGAUAGCAAUGAUUCGAGCUCACCUCCUCCCGCACCGCCAGAGGAGGAGUUUAUGAUAGAUGGUGCCGACGCUGACGACGGAUGGAGACUAGUUGAAGAUGAGCUCUGGAGUUCCGCUAUUUUGUUCACAAGACAUCUACACCACGCAGAAUACCAACGACAGAAGCAGCUUGCACGAUAUAGGAAUGAAAGCACUGUACAGACUAUCAUCCAACCAGAGGCCGGAAGGACUUGGUCAAAUUUUGAAAGCACGAAGAGGUUAGUUCAUAAUUCAGAUCGAGCUAAGGGUCGAACUACUAUAGAAGUCUCCGACGAUGAAGACGACCCAUGGCUUCGAGAUCCGAGACUUGCUAGACUUAUGAGUCAAAAAGACAGAUCAGCAGCGCCCAAAAAGAUACUUUGUGCAAGAUCAACUUCGCGCGCAGCUAAAGGACUUACCCAGGGCAAACUAUCGCCAAUGAAGAUUCGUUCACGUACAUCUUUGCGUAGUUCACAAUGCGAGGAGAGCCAAAUCAAGACCCAGGACAAUAUUUCUUCCGAGUACGACAACGACGAUAUCGAUGCAUCUUCAUUUCGUGGACCGGAUAUGCAUGGAGUAAGCUCUCCUGAAAAUCUCGCGGAGCUGAAAAUGCAGAACAUCAAAGCGCGCACCAGUAAUCAAACAAGAAAGGUGUCCCAUGCUCAGAUUUCCAGUACUCAUUCCUCUACCUUGAAUGACAGUGAGAAAUCUUCCCGUGACGAGAUAUAUAACAUACUCCCGAGACGAGAUCGGCUUUCUUCAAACCCAAAGAUAGUUGCACAAGUGGGCUCAAACGUGAAGGGAGAUGAAAAGGAGCCUAACAGGAAGGCGUCCGUAAAUGCCGAUGAAAUACCCACUUUUCUGGUUUGAAAAAGUGAACAUAAGCAUAUAAUUUUUCUUGAGAGGGAAGACUUGGAAAUUUUUGUGCCUGAUUUGCGAUAUGUUGUUCAUCGGAAAUUGGUGCUUUGAGAGCAUGCCGUUAUCUAGGACAAUCCGUUAAUUUUUUUUUGACCUAUGAUUCAACAUUUCAACUCACGACGC
This is a messenger RNA of Verruconis gallopava, 1233 nucleotides long. RefSeq lists its product as uncharacterized. The transcript has 2 exons. Bases 13 to 1062 code for a protein of 349 amino acids. The record is from RefSeq and is a predicted model, not a curated record. Lineage: Eukaryota; Fungi; Ascomycota; Dothideomycetes; Venturiales; Sympoventuriaceae.